AUGGAUUUGGAAAAGAUUUACCCAUUGCUUCUCGUUGGCCUAGUAGCUAUUUGUUACAGUAACUCCUUAGGCUGUGAUUUAGUAUUUGACGAUUUGGCAGCCAUCAGAGAUAAUAGAGAUAUUAGACCAAAUACGCCAAUUACAAAUAUUUUCCAAAAUGACUUCUGGGGAACACCCCUCCGAAAAGAGCAAAGUCACAAGUCAUACCGUCCACUGACAGUCUUGAGUUUUCGACUGAACUAUGCCGUCCACGGUCUCAACCCCUUUGGAUAUCACCUCGUCAAUGUUUUGCUGCAUGCUUUGGUCUGCAUCCUUUUUUAUAGAUUGUGCCUGCACUUCCUUUCUGGAGCUUCAAGCAUCGUGUCCAGUGCGCUGUUCGCUAUCCACCCCGUUCACACAGAGGCCGUGAGUGGUGUAGUGGGUCGUGCUGAGCUCCUGUCAGCUGCUGCCUUUCUUGGUGCCUUAAUUUAUUACAUUCAGCAAAGAUAUCAGCACAAAGCAAAUGCUUGGCAAGAUUGUGGAAUUACUUCUGUGUUGGCAGUUCUUGGAUUACUGUGUAAAGAGCAAGCGCUUACCGUAUUAGCUGUUUGUUGCAUCUACGAACUAGCUACACCAAAGAAUUUGAGCAGAGUACAGAGUAUCCGGCAUUUGAUGCUUGGUCGAGGCAUUGUCUCUCCAUGGUGGCGAGAUAAAAUACUUCGCUUAUCCAUCCUCAUUGUUAUUGCCUCUAUUCUACUGUAUGCAAGAUGGAAAAUUAUGGGACCGCAUAUGCCUGUCUUUAGCAGAUUCGACAAUCCAGCUGCUGUCUCUUCUUCUCCAACUCGGCAACUUACCUACAAUUAUCUCAUAGCAGUAAACGCGUGGUUAUUGCUCUUCCCUUGCCACCUUUGCUGUGAUUGGACGAUGUCUACAAUACCUUUGAUCUCUUCCAUAUGGGACACAAGAAAUUUGUGUACCCUUCUCCUUUACGGAAUUCUAUUUUAUUCUAUUAAACACAUUGCAAAACUAGAUGAGGAAUCAAAAUUAUCCGUCGUUAUGAGUUUAUCGUUGCUGAUAGUACCCUUCAUCCCAGCAAGCAAUCUGUUAUUUCCUGUUGGCUUUGUGAUAGCAGAGAGGGUGCUUUAUAUUCCUAGUAUGGGAUUUUGCAUGUUAGUAGCACAUGGUUGGAGCGUUAUUUUUGACAGAAGAUCUGGAAAACAACUUGCUGUCUUUGGAAUUAUUUUGCUUCUCACUGUAGACAUUUUAAAAACAAUAUCUCGUAAUAAUGACUGGAAAACAGAAUACAGUCUGUACAGUUCAGCCUUGUCGGUAAACCAACAAAACGGUAAACUGCAAAACAACAUGGGACAAGUACUAGAAAGUUUAAAUCGGCACGAAGAAGCCCUACAACAUUACGAAAAAGCGAUAGCGAUAGAACCAGACGACGUCCGGAGCUACUUAAAUGUCGGCCGUGUUUUAACUAACCUACGUCGAUACAACGAAGCUGAAAAGAUCUAUAGAACGGCGAAGUCACUCUUCCCCGGUUCCGAAAGAAGCUACGAAGAAAAAACCCAUGUAACUCCAAGCCAUCUGCAGCUAUUCCUGAACUUGGCUUUCCUUAUCUCGCAGAAUGACAGUCGCCUGGAGGAAGCCGACGCGCUGUACCUAGAAGCACUAAAGCUGAGAUCAGAUUUCACAAAUGCGUACUUAAAUAGAGGAGACGUACUUUUAAAAAUGAAUAGGACGAAAGAAGCUGAAGCUAUGUAUCAUCGAGCUCUCCAGCAUGAUGAAAGUAAUCCAGAUCUGUAUUUCAAUCUGGGCGUCGUUCUGAUGGAUCAAGGUCGCAACGAGGAAGCCCUGAAUCAGUUCAAUAAAGCUCUUGAUAUAGAACCAGAUCAUGAGAAAUCAUUGGAGUUUUCUGCUGUCCUUAUGCAUGAAUCUGGGAUUCCUGAUCAUAGGCAAUUAGCUGAAUUCCGACUGGGAAAAAUAGUUGAUAGAGGAAAAGAAACAGAAAGAAUUUACAUAAAUUUAGGUCUAGUAGCAGUAGAGAACAAAAAUUUUCAAAGUGCUGAAAAAUGGUUUCGUAAAGCUCUUAUGAAAGAUCCAAUGUCCCGGGAAGCCCUCUUCAACCUCGCACUCCUCUUAUCAGAACAAUUCCGAGAAGCGGAAGCUGUUUUUUUCCUGGAUCAACUGUUGCAGCAUUAUCCUGGUCACAUCAAUGGACUUUUGCUGUUAGCGGAUAUUAAUGUGAAUUUUGUCCAAAAUUUAGAUGCCGCUGAAGAGUGCUACAGAAAGGCUCUAAAGAUAGAUCCAAGUAACCAGAAAGCCCUGCACAACCUCUGUGUGGUUCAUUUCGAGCGUCAAGAUUAUGAGACAGCCGAGAGGUGUUUCGUCCACACCCUAACUGUGCAUCCGGAUGUGUCCUACAUUCGCCAUCAUUUAGAGGUGGUGAGAACCAUCCUGAAACAAGGACAUAGCACAGUUUUUGGCCACCUGGCAGCUCCGCAUUCAUUCAGCUGACCACCGUGAUGGCGAGGAGUUUUGAAAGAGCUUGAGAAUCUUCUCAGACUUCCUAGAAAAGCAUCCGUUUUCAGUGAAUUCGGAUUGACUUGAUGAACAAUUGGGAACAUAAACUUGGAGCUGUAAUUACAGCUAAACUUGCUAUCUACGAUAGUAUGCAUACCUUUUUCAGACAAAACAGUUUUUUCAUGACUCAUCUUUUACUGCCGAAACUUGUGCAGUGGACUUGUCUUUUUCUGAAUUAU
Messenger RNA from Uloborus diversus, 2744 nucleotides. RefSeq names its product protein O-mannosyl-transferase TMTC3-like. Gene Ontology annotation, molecular function: protein binding; mannosyltransferase activity. The record is from RefSeq and is a predicted model, not a curated record. Lineage: Eukaryota; Metazoa; Arthropoda; Arachnida; Araneae; Uloboridae. The coding region runs from base 1 to 2499 and encodes 832 amino acids. Gene Ontology annotation, biological process: protein O-linked glycosylation via mannose. Gene Ontology annotation, cellular component: endoplasmic reticulum. The transcript has 20 exons.